AAACUGUAUAGUUUUUGUACAGCAAAUGUUAACAGAGUUUCCGGUCAGGUGUCUAGAUUAUUUUCAAUAAGUUUUGGUUACGAUGCUAGAAGGCACAUGUUAUGUAGCUCCUGCCAUCCGUUUGUGUAAGUGUACAAAUGCGUGCAUAUAAAGUGUUCUUAAACACGUUUCGUGGUCAGGUGCUUAUUUAUUAAGUAAAGUUACCACAUAUUUUGGCGACGAGGUGAAUUUUUUUUUUCGCGCGGAGGGAGUGCUGGCAAGAUGACUACUUUCGGGACUGUGGGUGAAUUCGUGGAGGGAACCGAGGAUUGGACAGAGUACGAAGAAAGGUUAGGACACUUUUUCUCUGCAAAUGGAAUUUCUGAUGGAGACAGAAAGCGCUCCAUUCUCUUGAGUGCGUGCGGUGCUAAAACUUACAAGCUAAUACGGAAUUUAGCCACGCCGCGGAAACCGGGAGAGAUUCCUUACGACGACCUCGUCCAACUCGUGGCGAAUCACCACAAUCCGAAACCAUCUGUGAUAGUCCAGCGUUUCAAGUUCCACAGUCACUUCAGGAAGCAAUGUCAGUCUGUGGCUAACUUCGUGGCGGAGCUAAGGCAGUUGUCGGAGCACUGUGAUUUCGGAGCAGUGUUGGAUGACAUGCUUCGGGACAGACUUGUUUGCGGUAUUAAUAAUGAGGCUAUUCAAAGACGGUUGCUGGGAGAGACACCGCCAUUAACCUUCAAGAAGGCUUUUGAUAUUUCUCAGGGUAUGGAAAUGGCUGACAGUAAUGCAAAAGACAUUCAGAGGGGACAUGCGGUUUCACAGGCAGCAACGGUGCAUCAGGUCCGGAAAGAGACUGGUAAACAGCCUAAAAUCGUUGAAUGUUUUCGCUGUGGGGGGAAGCAUUAUGCAAACGAGUGCAAAUUCAAGGAGAGUGUUUGUCAUUCCUGCAAAAAAGUUGGACAUUUAGCUAAACAAUGUAAGACUUCUAAGUUUAAACGCAACCCUGGACAGAAAAGUGCAAAACAGUUUAGGGCAGCAACGAAUCAUUUGGAGAAUCAAGCUGAGGAAUCGGCAUGUGCCUACAAUAUGUAUGGAAUACGAAGUGGUGAUUUUCCUCCUGUACCUUAUUACGCCACUUUGGACGUAAACGGACAAGACAUUACUUUCGAGAUUGAUUCAGGGGCUUCUACAUCAGUCAUUAGUGAAGAUACCUACAAAAGCACUUGGAGGUCAGACCCUCCCACACUUAGACCUACAAAUUUGAACCUCAGGACAUAUACAGGGCAAUCCAUUCCACAUCUGGGGGAGUUGCACGUACACAUGUGUACUGGAGGUCAGAGAGCUGCUGUUAGAUUGGUGGUAGCUAAAGGUAGCGGUCCUAGCCUUUUGGGACGUGAUGUGCUUAGAAAACUUCAGUUAAAUUGGCAAGAAAUUAAAUUUGUACGCACUGUAGAGGACAUUCUGCAGAAAUACUCUGAUGUUUUUCGAGAUGAGCUGGGUACUUUAAAAGGGGUGACAGUAAAAUUGCAUGUUGACCCAAAUGCCACCCCACGAUUUUUCAAACCAAGGUCAGUGCCCUAUGCAAUGAAAAGCAAAGUGGAAGAAGAGCUAGAGAGGUUGCAGAGACUGGGCAUUAUAGAAACGGUACAAUUUUCCAAGUGGGCAGCACCUAUUGUUCCAGUUUUAAAACCAGACAAAACUGUGAGAAUAUGUGGGGAUUAUAAACUCACUGUAAAUCAAGUCUCAACCUUGGAUGAAUACCCACUGCCAAGAGUGGAAGACCUGUUUGCUACCCUGGCUGGAGUAUCGUCUCACGCCACAAUCCACUACAGCACGCUCACCAGCCGAGAUGCUCAUGGGACGCAGGCCCAAAUCAAGGUUGGAUUUGCUGCACCCUAACAUGGAAGCAAGGGUGGAGAGAAAACAAGAAAAGCAAAAGGAGAAAUUCAACCAGCAAGCACAUAAGAGAGAAUUUAAACCAGAGGAUAAAGUCUAU
Brienomyrus brachyistius is the source of this 1981-nucleotide messenger RNA. RefSeq lists its product as uncharacterized. The transcript is spliced from 2 exons. The coding region runs from base 262 to 1884 and encodes 540 amino acids. Gene Ontology annotation, biological process: proteolysis. Lineage: Eukaryota; Metazoa; Chordata; Actinopteri; Osteoglossiformes; Mormyridae. The record is from RefSeq and is a predicted model, not a curated record. Gene Ontology annotation, molecular function: nucleic acid binding; zinc ion binding; aspartic-type endopeptidase activity.